AUUGAAAAUUAAUGGAUAGUACUUAAUUCUAUUAUUACUUGUUAUUAUUUCAUAUUAUUUAGUAGUGGUAGACGGUAGUAGUAGUAAUCGUAGGCGACGAGGAGGGAAAGUCGGCAAUUCAAUGAUCUGCAUAAUAUUUGCCGUUUCAAUAGUAAUUAAUAAUCACGCAUAGAAAUUAAUCGCGAAUUGCGACGCUUCAUUGUCGUUAUUAAAAUCAUGUUUUUGUCGAAUUGUCGACGGACGACGGUUCCAUCAGCUGCACGUAGCACGUACCCGUGUUUUCAUUUUUUUACUCGACGUCCGACAGAAUUUUUUUUUAAUUUCCUUACCCCCUCCCGUUUUUGAGACCGUGCCUACCGAGAACUGACACAGUGACACCGCCGCUUGGAACAUAGUAACAUACCUACUAAAUUGUUUCCGCACACCGCAGUUGUGGUGCAAUGCAAGUGCAGCACACUGUACGCGACAUUUGAUGCACAUUUUACGAUUGUACGCUGUUGAACGAACGACACUUACCUACAUCACGAUGUUGUCGAACGCCAAUCGUUUCUCAUCUGCCACUCUCAAAGGAUUUCAAAGCUUAUGUUGUCGAAGCAUUGGAUCCCUUUCACUGCCUAAAAUUAAAGACUUCACUGUAGAAAAUGAACCACUUUUAGAAUACUUGCCUGGCAGCAAAGAACGCAAAGAAAUCGAAGCUGAAUUAAAACGUUUGUCUAAUAAUGUGGAAGAUGUACCUAUUAUCAUUGGUAAUGAAAAAUUCAAGACAAAAGAUGUUAGAUAUCAAGUUAUGCCACACAAUCACAGCAAGAAAAUCGCAAAAUUUUACUAUGCAUCAUCAGACUUAGUAGCAAAGGCAAUUAAAGUUGCUACUGAAGCUCAAAUAAAAUGGGAUAAUGUGCCUUUGGAAGAAAAAAUAAGCAUUUGGCUUAAGGCUGCUGACUUGAUGGCAACAAAAUAUAGAAUGAAAUUGAAUGCAGCUACUAUGCUUGGUCAGUCAAAAACAGUUAUACAAGCUGAAAUUGAUGCAUCUGCUGAAUUAAUAGAUUUUAUCAAAUUAAAUGCAUUUUUUGCUAAGGAAUUGACAAAAUAUCAACCAAUUAGUGAAAAUAAAAAUGUCACAUUAAAUAGUUUGCGCUAUAGAGGCCUCGAUGGUUUUGUUGCUGCUGUGUCUCCUUUUAAUUUUACUGCAAUUGGUGGAAAUUUAGCAUACACUCCUGCUUUAAUGGGUUGUUCUGUUUUAUGGAAACCUUCAGAUACAGCUUUAUUAUCAAACUGGGUGAUUUAUGAAAUAAUGACUGAAGCUGGAGUUCCACCGGGUGUAGUUAAUUUUAUCCCAGCUGAUGGUCCUGUAUUUGGUGACACCAUUACUGCAUCCCCACAUUUAUCGGGUAUCAACUUUACUGGAUCUGUUCCGACAUUUAAUCGACUAUGGACCCAAGUUGGAAAAAAUAUUAAUGGCUAUGUUAACUUUCCAAGAUUAAUCGGAGAGUGUGGAGGAAAGAAUUAUCAUUUUGUACAUCCGACAGCUGAUGUGACAUCUGUUGUUACCGGAACUAUUCGAUCUUCAUUCGAAUAUUGUGGUCAGAAGUGUUCUGCCUGUUCCAGAAUAUAUGUUCCUCAAUCUUUAUGGCCUAAAAUUAAAGAAGGACUUCUGGAACUCCGUAAUAAGUUGAAAAUUGGGGAUGUUAAUGAAUUUGAUUCAUUUGCUUCAGCAGUUAUUGAUGAUAAAGCAUUUAAUCGUAUUGCUGGAUAUAUUGAACAUGCCAAGAAGUCUCCCAAUUUAGAAAUAAUUGGUGGAGGACAGUAUGACAACAGUAAAGGAUAUUUUGUGCAGCCAACUAUAGUUGAGACUAAAGAUCCAUUAGAUAAAAUUAUGACUGAAGAAAUCUUUGGGCCCCUCUUGACUGUUUAUGUUUACAAAGAUUCAGAAGUUGAUAAAACAGUUGAUCUCGUCCUUAGUUCUACACCUUAUGCAUUGACUGGAGCUGUUUUUGCUCAGGACAAAAACUUUUUAAAAAAAUCUCUUGAAACAUUAAAGUACUCAGCUGGUAAUUUUUACCUUAAUGAUAAGUCUACAGGUUCCGUAGUGGGACAACAACCAUUUGGUGGAAGCAGAAUGUCAGGUACAAAUGACAAAGCUGGUGGUCCUCAUUAUGUUCUGCGAUGGACAUCACCUCAAUCUGUUAAAGAAACAUUUGUACCACUGACUGAAUGGAAAUAUCCUUACAUGGGUUAAUAAUGUAUUGGUUGGAACAAGAUCUAAUGUUUUGCUAUAGGUUUACUAUUUAACUAGCAAAACUGUGAUAUCAAUUGAAUCCCAUACUACUGAAGUACUAAUUGUUUAAUUAUGAUAGAAAAAAAGAAGCAAUUCCUUUAUAUUUUAUAGAAUAAAUACUAUUUAGUUUUUAAAACAAUCUGAAAGAAUCUUUGAAGUUUCACAUAAAAAGUACAAGAGAUUCAAUUAAAAAUAAUUAUUUUUUAAUUUAUUUUUUUUCCAUCUUAUUGAUAUUAAUAUUUUUCCUACUGUAACCUUGGUACACCCAAUUUUGAAUCCACUGGCUAUGUCUGUAGCUCUAGUAUUAUUACAGUUUUGAUAGUAUACUGAACUAAAUUGUUAAGUGUAAAUAGUGAUGUUCAUCACUAUAUGAUGCUGAUCAAUAUUGGUCCGACAAAUUUAUAUUUAACAAUAAUGUUUGUUUAUAUUAAAUUUUAUAAUUUAUAUCUGGUUGUUAAUUUAAUGUUUAAUGGCAUAAUAAUGUGUUAAUUGUAUUACAAACCAGAUAAUACUUGUAAUUAGAGAAUAAAUGUAUGUAUAUCAUUGAAAUAGUUUUUUAGUACUAUACUUCAGCCAUAAUCAAAUGAAUAAUUACUCGACUUUCAAAAUUUUAUUUUUAUCUAAUUAAAAAUGUUAUUGUAUGAUGUAAAUAUGAGAGUUUUUUUACAGUGUAUACGCACUCAUAUAAUAUGUUUAUAUAUGUAAUAAUAUUGAGCAAAUUAAAUUGAAAUUAGAAAAAUUUGUUGUGAAUAGAGUGAUGGUAAUUGGUUACAAAUUACGCAUUGGUUAUAAAAAUAUUUGAAAUUUUUAAUUAUUUUGAAAUAUAACAUCAUUUUUUUUAUAUGGGUGACUGCACUCGAAAUAAUUAUAUUUUAUUUUAUUUCACCUGUUAGCUGUCGCAUUUCAUUUUAGAUUAUUACAAAAUAUUU
This is a messenger RNA of Myzus persicae (green peach aphid), 3204 nucleotides long. It is a transcript of the gene P5CDh1, whose product is annotated as delta-1-pyrroline-5-carboxylate dehydrogenase, mitochondrial. The transcript has 13 exons. Gene Ontology annotation, molecular function: L-glutamate gamma-semialdehyde dehydrogenase (NAD+) activity. Bases 473 to 2236 code for a protein of 587 amino acids. Gene Ontology annotation, cellular component: mitochondrial matrix. The record is from RefSeq and is a predicted model, not a curated record. Lineage: Eukaryota; Metazoa; Arthropoda; Insecta; Hemiptera; Aphididae.